CAGUACUCACUGCGUUAAUCGCAGUUGAUUUAUUUUCGAUGACAUAUUUUUAUUAUUUCGUACAUAAAAUAUUUAUUAACAGUUAAACUAUAGUUAAUUAAUAAUUAGUUCAUAAUAUGAUUUACAUUAUUACAUUCAGUGGUAUUUUAGUAGUUACACGAGACGACAAAUCGUAAACAGCCAGUAGCCACUGUUUCCGUAAUGACAUCAACAUUCAACAUUAAACAUGAACAUAUUUAACAAUUUUUUUAUAACGCUAUUAAUGCUGUUAAUAGUUUAUGUGACUGUAAUCUCUACACUGCGCCAACCAGAAUUUGAAGAUCCCCAAAGACGUAUCAUUAAAUUGACUAUAGAGCCUAUUAGCCCAACCGCAUUUUAUGCCGAAUGGAGACUUUUGCCAGAUAUAGACAGAAGUGUAAAUUAUUCACUGACAUAUUCCACUCAACUGAAUAAUGAUAUUAAGUUAACUAGUAGCAACAAUUUCACGUUGACCGGAUUGAUAGAGUGCGCAGCCUAUAUAAUCACGGUGAGAUGUUUAUAUUAUGGAGCAGGUGAAAAUGUGUUUGGUGGCCCCUUUGCUUCUACAGUUGCAUUGACUUCACAUACCUCCCAACUGAAAGUGGUGAGAAACUUAACUGUAGUAACUUCAAGUCGUUCAAUUUUGAUUUCAUGGGAAAACCCGAUGGAGCAGAAAUUGUGUACGUUAAAUUUUUACUUGUCGUUGACUUCAUUGCGGGGCACUGGCCAAGAAAUACAAACCGAUUUUGACCAUCACAUGAUAAAUGCGUUAGAACCAUGUGUCACAUAUUUCGGCUACGUUUCUGCGGUCGAUUUCGCUGGUGUUAAAGGAAAUCCUACAGCAUUCAAUGUAACUACGGACCCUGGAAUACCUGGACCUGUAGUAAAAUUAACAGCUUCGUCUAAUGGCUCGAGAACUAUAUUCGUUAGAUGGGAUAAACCGAUUAAUUCAUCUUUCUGUAUUCGUCAAUACGAAGUCGUUUAUUGCAACGAUAUAUUCGUUUGCUCUACAAUUAUAACUAAAACAAAUUCUUUGACUAUUUCACAUCUAAUGCAUUGUGUAACGUAUCAAAUAAUGGUCACGCCGAAAAUAUCAGACACCGAAAAUGGUUUGUCAGCUAAAACUGAAGCCACUGUAAUUGCCGAAGUUUUAGAAAAGCCCAAGAAUGGACGAAUAUUGUUUUUAACCAGUUAUAACGUCACUUUGCAAUGGGAUCAUCCUAUCGAAUCCGUCUGCACUUUAAUAAAUCAAAUCGUAAACUGUUCGUAUUUGAAUUCUUCAUUCGAGGUAACGACAUAUUCACCUACUCAAGCAGUGACCAUAGAUAACUUGAAACCUUUCACGAAAUACAUUUGUUACUCGGCGUUUUAUAAUAAGCAAGGUUAUUCAGAAAAAAGUGAUGAAAUCAUAUUUUGGUCAAAAUUACAGGUGCCAGAUCCACCUACGAAUUUAUCAAUCAUUAAGUUGUCUGCCAAUAGCGUGGUCUUUGCAUGGGCAGCACCUACUACGAUAUCUCCUGCUGCGAUAGAUAAUUACCGUUGGACGGUUACGUUCAAGAAUUUUCUAUACGAACUACCGAAACACUGCACGCCACGAACCGCGGAACCUGUGGUCACACAUUUCAUUAAAAAUGAUCAGACAUACCAGAAUCAAAUUGGGAAUCUAAUGCCCGCUAGCUGCUACUUUAUAGAAUUGAGCGCUGCAACAGAGUCUGGUUUUGGAAAUUCAACAAAUAUUACGAUACACACGUUAUCAUCGACUAGUUCACCGGUCAAAAAUCUACAAGUUAAAUCGAUAGAAUCCAAUUUGGUCGUACUGAGUUGGAAGUACCCGUGCAUGCCAAACGGGAAAAUCGCAUUUUUUCACAGUACGUUGGUGGGGGAAAGACUAGGAUUUCAUAAUCACAUUUUCAGUAUUAAAUGCGAUAUUUCAGACAACGAAACGGAAUUUGAAUAUAGUUUAACCCAAUUAUUACCUGAAUAUACGUACGUAUGUACGGUAGCAGCGAUAACUGAUACCGUGGAGAAUCCUGGUCAAGACAAACGAAUUAGAUUUAUCACACCAUCAACAAACCCUGAUUUACCUAGCAAAUACGAUACAUACCGUCAUUUACGAGUGACGGUGUCCGAAAACCAUCUUACACAGGUCCGUUUGUCCAUACCCAGCGACUUGUUCUCGAGCGCUUCUGGAAACAUCCAAUACUAUUCGAUAAUCGUUUACCAGGACGGUGGAUUUCCGGACAAGCCAGAACACGGCACUAGGAUGAAUAAUCCUCGGCAGCAGAUGGACGACGAUGUUUGGCCGCCUCCCAUGCGGACGUGGGCCGAAGCUGCACCGUACCCUUUCAUACUGGCGUACCAGACGACGCCCGACAGAUGGAUGCCUUUCAAAGACCAAAACGAUGGGGUUUUUGAUAUUGGUGCGGACAACAGUUGUUCCAUUAACGACAAGAAAAGUUAUUGUAACGGACCGCUAAGACCUGUUACUAACUACAGACUGAAACUAAGGGCAUUUACAGCAGACGGGUUUCAAGAUUCGUGGACUGUACCUUUUAUUACACGCGGCAAACCCACAGCAGUCUACUACUUGGUGUUGUACAGUGUACUGUUUGCGGUACUCAUCACUGCGACUGGAAUGUAUUGUGUACUCAACGAAAAAGUUCCGUGGGCCGUACAGUAUAGAGUAAUACACACGACUCCAACACGCCAAGAGUCUGGUGUGCCGAAUGACAUGAAUUUCAAACACUUGUCAGCCAAAACUCCUCAAGAAAUCGAGGCCGAAUAUGACCUAUUGAACGCGUACUCGAAAUCAAAUUUCACAACGGACGUGGCUAUGAUGCCACAGAACAAGUUCAAAAAUCGUUAUAUCAACACGUUACCAUAUAACUACAACCGAGUGAUUAUAAGGUCUGAUGAUACCAAUAACUACAUUAACGCAUCUUUUAUUGAAGAUUCCAAUGGUAUUCGGCAAUAUAUAGCUUGCCAAGGUCCAUUGAAAAAUACUUGCGUUGAUAUGUGGCAAAUGGUUUUAGACCAAGACGUGGCUUCAAUUGUUAUGUUGUGUCAGAUUAGUGAAAAAGACAAGAUAAAAUGCGAUAAAUAUUUUCCAAACAGUAAUGAAAAAUUAGUUUUUGGCGAUAUUCAAGUGAAAAAUGAUAUUAUGAUUGUCGACAAAGAGCGUUAUUCGUUCACAAUCAGAAUAUUGACAGUUCUAAAAGGCCAUUUAAAAAAAACAAUAAGACAUUUUCAAUUUCAUGACUGGCCGGAUUUCGGAACACCGAGUGACCCAUCGUCAUUAUUGCGAUUUUGGCGUGUAGUACAAGCAAAAUCUCCAACUGGUCUGGUUGUUGUGCAUUGUAGUGCUGGAGUCGGCAGGACAGGAACCUACAUAGCUUGUGACAUGCUAUUGCGUCUAAUCCACCAGGAUAGAACAAAAUUAAAUGUUUUCAAAACUGUUUUAAGAUUGCGUGAACAACGGACUAAUAUGGUACAAACACAGGCUCAAUAUGAAUUCGUGUACCAGUUUUUAGCGUAUUGUUUAAAUCUACAGACAAAUUCGUUGAAUACAAUAGCAGAAGAAAAGAAGAAACAUGUCUCUCCUACUAAAGGUAUGGAUGUGGGUGGUACAAGACUUAUACAAGCAUGAAAGGAUAUAGUAUUCAAUAUUGUAAUAGGUAUUAUCUACUAUACAAAAACGCGAGUUCAAUAAUACUUUAUCGAGUUGAUCGGUUAUGUUUAUCUGCAAUAGAGUAAAAAUGUGAAAUGUGCGUUAUGCGCGAAAUUACAUGUACCGCCAAUAUAUUAUUAUGAUAUGUUAAGAAAAAUAUCACGUCCUCGAUAAAAUACAAUACUAUCACAUUUAACUCGUUGUUUAACUUUAUACAUACACUGUAAUUUUUUUUCCAAUAAUGUUUGACAAUAAAAACGAAUAAAUAAUCUAUGAAAA
Molecule: messenger RNA, 3964 nt
Organism: Rhopalosiphum maidis (corn leaf aphid)
Lineage: Eukaryota; Metazoa; Arthropoda; Insecta; Hemiptera; Aphididae
Gene: Ptp52F
Product: tyrosine-protein phosphatase 10D
Exons: 20
Coding region: 227-3664 (1145 amino acids)
Biological process (GO): protein dephosphorylation
Molecular function (GO): protein binding; protein tyrosine phosphatase activity
Source: RefSeq, a predicted model, not a curated record